AUGACAUCACCUAGUAAUUGCAAAUACAAAAACUAUUCUGCAAUUAAUUACCUUGCCUUUAACUAUGCUGGAUUUGCAUGUAUUGCAAUAAUAGUUUUCCUUUCUUCUACUCAACCAUUCUAUAUCAAAGAAAUCAUCGGUAUUGAUCCCACCACCACCACCACCACGACUAACGAAAAGUCACAAGAUGGGAAAAUCGGACAUAUAAUUGGAGGAUUAGGAUUUAUUGAUGAAUUAACUGCCAUGAUAGUGGCGCCAUUAUUAGGAGCAUUGAAUGAUAAUUUGAAUUCAAAGCAAUAUAAUGGAUCGAAAUUAAUUCAAAGUUUUAGUUUUAUUAUUAUUGCCGUGUCAUUAUUUGGAUAUGCCAUGUGGUGUAAAAAUCUUGUUCCCGAUAUGUUUCUAUUUCGAAGUAUAUUUGCCAUUGGGGUCACUGGAUGUAUGAGCAUGGUCACUGUUAUACUUAAUGAAUUAACAAUAUCUGAUUUUGAAUUUCAUAAACUAAUCACUUGUUUACCAUUUUGGAGAUCAAAUAAACAACUCAAUCCUCGAUAUACCCAACUUAAUCAAGACGAUGAACAACAACUUGUUAGUCCAAAUGCUUCAAAGAAGAAUGGAAAAUUUGCUGGCUUAAUGGGUGUUUGUACUGGGUUAGGUGCUAUAUUCUCAGUUUCUGUUUUUGUUACAUUGCCAAUCAAGUUGGGCAUGAAAACCGCUUAUUUGGUAGUAAUGGCGUUUGCAUUAUUCACUUUUGGAAUAUUAUUAUCAUGCUUAUAUAAUGUGAAUGACAACAUAGACAGCACCGAAGAUACCACUGAUGAUGAUGAUGACCACAGCAACAUCUCUACAAAAAAUGAAUCAUAUUUUCAAUUAUUGAUCCAUGGAUAUGAGUUUUCUAAACACAACAAGCAAGCACAAUUAGCAUAUGCUGGAUCAUUUGUUGCUAGAUCAACUACGGUAGCCACUGCUAUGUUUAUUCCAUUGAUGGUUUAUGAAUGGUAUUAUAACAUUGGACAAUGUAAAUCGAAUAACGAAGAAUGGGCUGGUAAAUUGACCUGUCAUGAAGGUUAUGUAUUUGCAGCAAUUUUGUCAGGAGUAGCUCAAACCGUGGCAUUAAUAUCUGCACCUGUAUGGGGGUAUUUGGUCGAUGCCAGAAGAAUUGGGAAAUCAAGCACAUUGGCAUUGGCUGCUAUUUUUGGUAUGAUUGGGAAUUUUGGGUUGAGCUUGAUUCAUUCAUACUCUUCAAAUGCUUAUAAUCCUAAAACUUUCACUUGUUUCGUAAUGAUUAGUAUUAUUGGAUUGUCACAAAUUGGUUUGAUCAUUAGUAGUAUGAGUGUAUUGAGUGGUAUUUCCAAUGCCCAUAGUAUCAUGGGUUCAUUAAGUGGACUUUACAGUUUCUGUGGUGGCAUUGGCAUAAUGAUUAUCAGUUCUUUAGGUGGUUACUUAAGUGAUCAUUGGAUAUUGGGACCGUUCUUUAUAUUAGGAUUGUUCAAUGUUGCCUUGUUGGUGGUAUAUUAUUCUUACUCUCGACAACAGAAAUUGACCAACCUUGAAGUAUAG
Molecule: messenger RNA, 1557 nt
Organism: Candida dubliniensis CD36
Lineage: Eukaryota; Fungi; Ascomycota; Pichiomycetes; Serinales; Debaryomycetaceae
Exons: 1
Coding region: 1-1557 (518 amino acids)
Biological process (GO): transmembrane transport
Molecular function (GO): transmembrane transporter activity
Source: RefSeq, a predicted model, not a curated record